This is a messenger RNA of Phytophthora sojae, 525 nucleotides long. RefSeq lists its product as hypothetical. The record is from RefSeq and is a predicted model, not a curated record. Bases 1 to 525 code for a protein of 174 amino acids. The transcript has a single exon. Lineage: Eukaryota; Oomycota; Peronosporomycetes; Peronosporales; Peronosporaceae.
AUGACCGGCACAACUAAGAAACUUCAGCUCUUACUCAACCGGACGGACAUUCCUGUUUCCAUCAUCAAUGAAGUCGUCGCACAAGCAACGCUGGAGUUUCACCCAGAAAUAUUGCAGACUUUGGGCACCGACUCAAGAUUGACGCCUGAAGUUCGUUGCGCAGCUUUUGCGAAGGCAAUUAAUAAGCGAAAUCUCCACGCAGCUCGAGCUUUAUUCCAGGAGAACCAGAUUUCCUCCCAAGAAGUGACUCGAGCGUUUGUGAGGGCUGCUUGCGCUGGUGAUUUGCGCCUUGUGAAGUUUUUGCAGGGCAAACCAGCCAUUGACGUAUCCGCGGAGCAGGACGCUGUACUCGCUGCCGCUCGCGCAAACCGUGAUAAGGUUACGCGGCACCUUUUGAAGCGCAGAGAGAGGUCAAUUGAGACUCUCCAAGAGGCCCUUAGUGCUACUCGCAAUGAAAGCCUUCAGAUGUUUCUUCGUGCAUGCAUCGCACAACGCCAAGAUGGUAGUUCGAGGGCAGAACGGUGA